CUGCUGGCUCCUCGGGUCACCGGGAGGAGUCCUUGCGCUCCUACAAGCGGGUGCUGAACUGCUCUAAGGAGGAGGAUGCUUGUGUUUUGUCCGUUAGGGCUUGCUGCUUGUUUACCGUGAUGGAUGGUGGUGCUGUUAAAGUGUUACAUGGAUGCUGGUUUGUUGCUGUAGGCAUGUGUUUCUGGCCUCUCAAAUAAAGGAAAGGCAAUGUUCUGGCCACGCAGCAACCCUGAGGUGUGCAGUAUUCAGAUCUGCACCACUCUGCUCUGCCUUCCUCCCACCUGAGCUCUGAACUUGUGUCCUUUCUUUCUCUAUACAGUAAUUAUGGCUCUUACAUUGCCCUGUGGAAGGAUUUCUGCUGCCCCUUGUCCUACCACUGUCUCUGGUGUUUUUCUUCUUUUCUCUUUUGCCUUCUCUGUUCCUCCAUUCCUGAUGUUUUUGGUCUGCUCUAUUUGAGCUUCUCUCAUAUUUUUUCCGUGUCUGUAUUUCCUUUUCAUCCCCUUAUACUGUUCUGGAGACUGCGUCUUGGCUCUGCCACAUCUGUGUUGCUCUUUAUUUUAAGAUUUAUUUGGGAUCCAGAUUGCAGAUCUUUCCUCUUCCUAAUGCUUUUUCAUGGUACCUCUAGGUAGAGUAUUCAGUUAGUGGAAAUACCCUGUGCAUUAUAACUUACGUAUUUUGUUUACCAAGGUUGCUCCCCUGACUAGUUAUUAUGGCAUUACCAAAUGUCUUUCUCUCUACAUAACUUUAAGAUUCACUCACCUGCAAUUUUUGACAAAUGGUCUCCAACAAGGAUUAUGUUGGUGUACGUGCAUCACUGUCAGGCAAACCUUCAAACUCCAACUGUUGCUGCUGUUGCUUCUGCCAUGAUUGACUGACAGAUGAGAACCAGAAUGUCUCAAAAAGGAGCCACAAGUUACAAUGAAUCUGAAUUUACCAAGAGCAAAACACUGCGAAUGAGGAAACAGACCAGUCAAUUCAGAAGAGCAAAAAGGCACUGGUCUCAACGUGAAUCCAUGGCCACCCCACGGCACUUUAGCAGUUGCUUCCAAAAUCCGUUACCUUCAAGAAUACCACAACCGGGUUCUCCACAACAUUUACCCUGUGCCCUCUGGAACUGACAUUGCAAAUACUUUGAAAUACUUUUCUCAGACACUAUUGAGCAUUUUGUCCCGCACAGGGAAGAAGGAGAAUCAAGAUGCCUCCAAUUUGACAGUGCCCAUGACCAUGUGUCUUUUUCCUGUGCCAUUCCCACUCACCCCAUCUCUAAGACCACAGGUCAGUUCCAUCAACCCUACUGUUACUCGCUCCCUCCUUUACAGCGUCCUGCGAGAUGCUCCAUCUGAACGUGGCCAGCAAAGUCGUGAUGCUCAGUUAUCAGACUACCCAUCUUUGGACUAUCAAGGACUUUACGUGACACUGGUGACACUGCUGGAUCUAGUUCCAUUGCUACAACAUGGUCAACAUGAUCUUGGCCAGUCAAUUUUUUACACUACUACAUGCUUGCUUCCUUUUCUCAAUGAUGAUAUUUUGAGUACUUUACCCUAUACAAUGAUUUCAACAUUAGCUACCUUUCCUCCAUUUCUGCACAAGGAUAUUAUAGAGUAUCUCAGCACAUCUUUUCUGCCUAUGGCUAUCUUGGGCUCCUCAAAAAGGGAAGGUGUUCCAGCACAUGUCAAUCUAUCAGCAUCAUCAAUGCUAAUGAUUGCAAUGCAGUACACAUCAAACCCAGUGUAUCACUGCCAGUUAUUGGAAUGCCUCAUGAAAUAUAAACAAGAAGUAUGGAAAGAUUUGCUAUAUGUCAUAGCCUAUGGACCAUCUCAAGUUAAACCUCCAGCAGUACAAAUGUUAUUUCACUAUUGGCCCAAUUUAAAACCACCUGGGGCAAUCAGUGAGUACAGAGGACUGCAGUACACAGCCUGGAAUCCUAUUCAUUGCCAGCACAUUGAAUGCCAUAAUGCAAUUAACAAGCCCGCUGUGAAGAUGUGCAUUGAUCCAUCCUUGUCUGUGGCUUUGGGUGAUAAACCACCUCCCCUUUAUCUUUGUGAAGAAUGCAGCCAGAGAAUUGCAGGGGAUCACAGUGAAUGGUUGAUUGAUGUUCUUCUACCACAAGCUGAAAUUUCUGCUAUAUGUCAGAAGAAGAACUGUAGUUCCCAUGUCAGAAGAGCUGUUGUUACGUGCUUCUCAGCGGGAUGCUGUGGCCGCCAUGGCAACAGGCCAGUGCGCUAUUGCAAAAGAUGCCAUUCAAAUCAUCACAGCAGUGAAGUUGGGGCAGCAGCAGAAACCCACCUUUACCAGACCUCACCACCCCCAAUCAAUACACGGGAGUGUGGGGCAGAGGAGCUUGUGUGUACUGUAGAAGCUGUGAUCAGCCUGCUGAAAGAAGCAGAGUUCCACGCUGAGCAGAGAGAGUAUGAGCUCAACCGCAGGAGGCAGAUGGGCCUCUCCUCUUCCCAUCACUCCCUGGACAACACAGACUUUGAUAAUAAAGAUGAUGACAAACAUGACCAACGCCUCCUAAGCCAGUUUGGAAUCUGGUUCUUGGUGAGCCUUUGCACUCCCAGUGAGAAUACACCCACAGAGAGUUUAGCAAGGCUGGUUAGCAUGGUAUUCCAGUGGUUUCACUCUACAGCUUACAUGAUGGAUGAUGAAGUUGGUAGCCUGGUUGAAAAACUGAAACCCCAGUUUGUUACUAAGUGGUUGAAGACAGUUUGUGAUGUUCGCUUUGAUGUCAUGGUUAUGUGCCUCCUUCCUAAACCAAUGGAAUUUGCCAGGGUUGGUGGAUACUGGGACAAAUCGUGUAGUGCUGUGACCCAAUUAAAAGAAGGGCUGAACCGAAUCCUUUGCCUGAUUCCGUACAAUGUAAUAAACCAGCCGGUGUGGGAAUGUAUUAUGCCAGAGUGGCUGGAAGCUAUAAGGACAGAAGUGCCUGAUAAUCAACUGAAAGAAUUCCGGGAAGUGUUAAGCAAAAUGUUUGACAUUGAACUUUGCCCUCUCCCUUUCUCUAUGGAGGAGAUGUUUGGCUUCAUUAGUUGUCGAUUCACAGGGUAUCCAUCCUCUGUGCAAGAGCAAGCAUUGCUUUGGCUGCAUGUGUUAUCUGAACUUGACAUUGUUGUUCCUCUUCAGUUACUAAUCAGCAUGUUUUCUGAUGGAGUUAAUUCUGUAAAAGAGUUAGCAAAUCAAAGAAAAUCCAGAGCCAGUGAACUGGCGGGAAAUCUGGCAGCUCGGAGGGUAAGCGUUGCUUCUGACCCUGGGCGCAGAGUUCAGCACAACAUGCUGAGUCCUUUCCCAAGUCCCUUCCAGAGCCCAUUUAGGAGUCCAAUACGUAGUCCUUUUCACAGUCCCUUCAAGAACUUUGGACACCCCAGUGGAAAGACAAUUGACUUUGACUGUGAGGAUGAUGAAAUGAAUCUUAAUUGCUUCAUUCUGAUGUUUGAUCUCAUCUUGAAGCAGAUGGAACUCCAGGAUGAUGGUGUCACUUUGGGCUUAGAGAACAGCAUUUCAAAAGAUAUAAUAUCCAUCAUAAACAAUGUGUUCCAGGCACCUUGGGGUGGUUCUCACAGCUGUCAGAAAGAUGAAAAAGCAGUUGAAUGUGGUCUGUGUCAGUCCAGCAUUCUGUGUUACCAGCUGGGUUUUGAGCUGCUGGAACAGCUUGCUCCAAAAGAAGAAAUUAGACUUGUGGAGCCCACAGAUAACCUUGAGGAUAGUCUUCUGUAUACUAGACCUGAGUUUAUUAUAGGAACUGAAGGAGAAGAAGAUGACAAAUCAGCACCAAAACAUGGAGAAAACCCAGGAAAUCACACAGAGACCACAGAAAAUGCUGCAAUAAAGAAUGACACAGAAAGAAAAUUUUGUUAUCAGCAACUUCCAGUUACCUUGAAGCUCAUAUACACUAUACUGCAGGAAAUGUCAAGAUUUGAAGAACCAGACAUUCUUUUUAACAUGCUGAACUGUCUGAAGAUUCUUUGUCUUCAUGGGGAAUGCCUGUAUAUAGCAAGAAAGGACCAUCCACAAUUUCUUGCUUAUAUUCAAGAUCACAUGCUGAUUGCAAGCUUAUGGGGAGUUGUGAAGUCUGAAUUCUCUCAGCUUUCUUCCCUGGCAGUCCCACUUCUUCUUCAUGCACUUUCGCUUCCCCAUGGAGCUGACAUUUUCUGGACAAUCAUAAACAGCAAUUUCAACAGCAAAGAUUGGAAGAUGAGGUUUGAAGCAGUGGAGAAAGUGGCUGUGAUGUGCAGAUUUUUGGAUAUCCACUCCGUGACAAAAAACCACCUACUGAAGUACUCUUUGGCUCAUGCAUUCUGCUGUUUCCUGACUGCUGUGGAAGAUGUCAACCCAGCAGUAGCUACAAGAGCUGGACUAUUGCUUGACACCAUAAAACGGCCAGCUUUACAGGGUCUUUGCCUCUGCCUCGAUUUCCAGUUUGACACAGUUGUCAAGGACAGGCCCACAAUUCUUAGUAAGCUUUUGCUACUUCAUUUUCUAAAAGCGGAUAUUCCAGCUUUGAGCUGGGAGUUCUUUGUGAAUCGCUUUGAGACCUUGUCUCUGGAAGCACAGCUUCAUCUGGACUGCAACAAAGAAUUCCCUUUCCCAACAACUAUCACUGCUGUCCGGACAAAUGUCGCCAACCUCAGUGAUGCAGCAAUGUGGAAGAUCAAGAGGGCUCGUUUCGCACGUAACCGUCAGAAGAGUGUGCGUUCCCUGAGGGACAGUGUGAAGGGACCAGUGGAGUCAAAGAGAGCGCUCUCCCUCCCAGAAACCUUAACCACCAAAAUUCCUGUGAGCUUGACCAGACACGAGCAGUCUGCUCCAGCACUUGGCGGAACACCAGAGCAAACACCAGGACAACCCUCCCCAGAGAAUGAUAAUACAAUAAAAGACCUACUGCCAGAGGAUGCUGGGAUUGAUCACCAGACUGUUCAUCAGCUGAUUACUGUGCUAAUGAAGUUCAUGGCAAAGGAUGAGAGCAGCGCUGAGUCCGACAUCAGCAGUGCUAAAGCUUUUAACACAGUCAAGCGCCAUCUGUAUGUCCUGCUUGGUUAUGACCAGCAGGAAGGAUGCUUCAUGAUUGCACCACAAAAAAUGCGUGUUUCAACCUGCUUUAAUGCUUUUAUUGCUGGGAUAGCACAAGUGAUGGACUAUAACAUCAACCUGGGAAAACACCUUCUUCCUUUGGUGGUCCAGGUAUUGAAAUACUGUACUUGUCCUCAGCUAAGGCAUUACUUUCAGCAGCCUCCUCGCUGCUCUCUCUGGUCCCUCAAGCCUCACAUUCGGCAGAUGUGGUUAAAGGCUUUACUUGUCAUUCUCUAUAAGUACCCCUACAGAGACUGUGAAAUCAGCAAGAUUGUACUUCACCUAAUCCACAUCACAGUCAAUACCCUCAACGCUCAAUAUCACAGCUGCAAGCCCCAUGCAACUGCUGGUCCUUUGUAUAGCGACAACAGUAACAUAAGCCGAUACAGUGAAAAGGAAAAAGCAGAGGAAGACAGUGUUUUUGAUGAAUCUGAUAUUCAUGAUACACCGACUGGCCCUUGCAAUAAAGAAUCUCAAACAUUCUUUGCAAGACUGAAAAGAAUUGGUGGCAGCAAAAUGGUGAAAUAUCAACCUGUUGAGAUGAAUGUUCAGAGAAGUGAAAUAGAGCUGGCUGAAUAUAGAGAGACGGGGGCCUUACAAGACAGUAUUCUGCGCUGUGUGAGAGAAGAAAGCAUUCAGAAAAAAAAACUGCGCUCUCUAAAACAAAAAUCUCUUGAUAUAGGGAAUGCAGACUCCCUGUUGUUUACAUUAGAUGAACAUCGCAGGAAGUCCUGCAUAGACCGGUGUGACUUAGAAAAGCCACCUGUCCCCGCUGCUUACAUCAUACACAGACAGAGUGACUAUGGACGAUCUCGGCAGAAUUCUUCUACCAAAGCUGAAAACAUAGAAAUACAAGAAAAUCCUCCUCCUACAGAGAGUUUUCAGGAAACAAGAAGACCCGUCAUACCAGAAGUUAGGCUAAACUGCAUGGAAACCUAUGAAGUGAAGGUAGACUCUCCGCUUAAACCUGCUGGUCCCAAGGAAGACUUAGAUCUGAUAGAUCUGUCCUCUGACUCAACAUCAGGUCCUGAAAAGCAUUCGGUACUCUCCACUUCAGACAGUGAUUCUUUAGUCUUUGAACCACUUCCUCCCCUGAGAAUAGUGGAGAGUGAUGAAGAAGAAGAAACAACAAACCAGUUAAACGAUGAAGUCUCUGGUAAAACUGCUGUGUCGUCUCCCUCAACUCCUAUUGAUGUUUCUGCAUUAAGCCUCAGCACAACUCCUCUGGUCCAGUUCAGCAUUGAAGAUUGCUCGAAGGACUUUAAUUCUAAGGAUGCAAGCAACAGUGCUUCAGCAGGAAUAGAGGAGUUGCUUUCCAUUUCUCCCAAAGGUAAAAAGGACUCUUCAGAGUUAUCUAAGCCAGAGGAACCUCAGGACAUACACAGUGGGAACCCGCUAACGCUGAAACAGAAAAGGGACCUGCUGCAGAAGUCGUUUGCCCUUCCAGAAAUGUCCAUUGAUGAUAACUCUGAGCUCAGUGUGGAGGAAAUUAGGCCUAGUGGAGCAAUUCCAAGCCCAAAUGUAAAAACAGUCCUUAUUAAAGUCCCUGAGGAUUCUGAAAACCAAACAGAAAGUGAUAAACUUGCUGGGUUAAACAACACAGAGUCUGACACUGAGCAAAACACAGAGCAAAAACAAGAGGAGGAGACUGAGGAGUCAGAAUUUAAGAUUCAGAUUGUUCCCCGCCAGAGGAAGCAGAGGAAGAUUGCUGUGAGUGCUAUUCAGAGAGAAUACCUGGACAUUUCCUUUAACAUCCUUGACAAGCUGGGAGAGCAGAAGGAGGCAGAUCCUGCUGCCAAAGGACUUUCAACUCUGGAAAUGCCAAGAGAAUCAUCUUCUGCACCAACCCUUGAGGCAGGUGUCCCAGAGACAAGUAGUCACUCUUCCAUAUCAACUCAGUUCAGACAAAUGAAAAGAGGCUCUUUGGGAGCUCUGACAAUGAACCAGCUAAUGAAGAGGCAGCUGGAACACCAGUCUAGUGCUCCCCACAAUAUCAGCACUUGGGAUACUGAGCAGAUACAGCAUGGAAAGCGGCUGUGCAAUGUCCCUGUUUGCCUAAACCCUGACUUGGAGGGACCACCACUAAGAAUCAGAGGUGCCACAAAAUCUAGCUUGCUGUCAGCACCCAGUAUAGUCAGUAUGUUUGUGCCUGCACCAGAAGAAUUUGCUGAUGACCAGCCCACUGUGAUGACUGACAAGUGCCAUGAUUGCGGAGCUGUUCUUGAAGAAUAUGAUGAAGAAACACUAGGCCUGGCCAUAGUUGUGCUCUCAACCUUUAUUCACCUUAGUCCAGACUUGGCUGCUCCUCUGUUGUUGGACAUCAUGCAGUCUGUUGGACGGUUGGCAUCGAGUACCAGUUUCUCUAAUCAAGCAGAAAGCAUGAUGAUCCCUGGAAAUGCUGCAGGUGUGGCCAAGCAAUUCCUCCGCUGUGUUUUCCAUCAGCUGGCUCCGAAUGGCAUCUUCCCCCAGCUCUUCCAGAGCAAUAUUAAAGAUGGAAGUUUUUUACGGACCUUGGCCACCUCUCUUAUGGACUUCAGUGAGCUGAGUUCCAUCGCUGCUCUGAGCCAGCUAUUAGAGGGUUUAAACAACAAAAAGAACUUACCAGCAGGGGGUGCGAUGCUACGCUGUUUAGAAAAUAUUGCUACAUUUAUGGAAGCCUUGCCGAUGGAUUCACCCAGCAACCUGUGGACUACAAUUAGUAAUCAAUUUCAGACCUUUCUUACCAAACUCCCUUGUGUUUUGCCACUUAAGUGUUCUUUAGAUUCUAGUUUAAGAAUAAUGAUUUGCUUGUUGAAGAUACCUACCACUAGUGCCACCAGGAGUCUUCUGGAACCUUUUUCAAAAUUACUAAGCUUUGUAAUUCAGAAUGCUGUCUUCACUCUGGCCUACCUGGUGGAACUGUGUGGUUUGUGCUACCGAGCCUUCACUAAGGUAACGAGACUAUAUCUUCCAUUAGAGACCACUGAAAAUAGGACAGACAAAGUCCUACUUCCCUCAAGUAGGAUGUCUGAAAGGGACAAAUUCUACUUGACACGCAGUGUCAUAUUGGAGUUGCUACAGGCACUGAAGUUAAAGUCACCCUUACCAGACAUGAAUCUCUUGCUGUUGGUGCAGUUUGUUUGUGCAGAUGCUGGAACUAAACUAGCUGAGUCAACAAUCUUGCAUAAACAGAUGAUUGCCUCUAUGCCUGGAUGUGGAACAGCAGCAAUGGAAUGCAUGAGGCAGUAUGUUGGGGAAGUGCUGGAUUUCAUUGCAGAUAUGCAUACCUUGACCAAAUUAAAGAGUCACAUGAAGACUUGUUCUCAGCCACUGCAUGAAGACACAUUUGGUGGGCAUCUGAAAGUUGGUUUAGCUCAGAUUGCUGCUAUGGAAAUCACACGAGGAAACCACAGAGACAACAAAGCUGUGAUCCGAUAUUUGCCUUGGCUUUACCAUCCUCCUUCUGCGAUGCAACAAGGGCCCAAAGAGUUCAUAGAAUGUGUUUCACAUAUUCGUUUGCUGUCCUGGCUACUCCUGGGGUCUCUGACACACAAUGUUGUCUGUCCAAAUUCUCCAUCAUCUUGCAUGCCUAUUCCACUGGAUGCAGGUUCACAAAUUGCUGACCACCUUAUUGUUAUUCUGAUUGGGUUUCCAGAGCAAUCGAAGACAUCUGUUCUGCACAUGUGUUCCCUCUUCCAUGCAUUUAUAUUUGCUCAGCUCUGGACAGUGUAUUGUGAACAAACGGCAGUAGCUCCGACAGUCCAGAAUCAGAACGAAUUUAGCUUUACAGCAAUCCUUACAGCCCUGGAGUUCUGGAGCCGAGUGACACCUAGCAUCCUACAGCUAAUGGCACAUAACAAAGUGAUGGUGGAAAUGGUGUGUCUACAUGUGAUUAGUUUAAUGGAGGCUUUACAGGAAUGCAACUCCACUAUCUUUGUAAAGCUAAUACCCAUGUGGUUGCCAAUGAUACAGUCAAAUCUAAAGCAUUUAUCUGCUGGACUCCAGCUACGCCUCCAAGCCAUCCAGAGCAAUGUCAACCAUCACAGCCUAAGAAUGUUACAGGGGUCAGGACAAAUGAACAAUAGCUCGUCUGUGCUCCGCAAAUGGCUGCAGUGUACCCAAUUUAAAAUGGCUCAAGUGGAAAUUCAGUCAUCGGAAGCUGCAUCUCAAUUUUAUCCUUUAUGAUUAAUGUCAAUUGUUCCAAACGUUCAUUUUUAGUCUAGCAAUAACAGGGUGAUAGCUGUAGAAAACUUGUUUUU
This is a messenger RNA of Oxyura jamaicensis (ruddy duck), 9305 nucleotides long. RefSeq names its product unc-79 homolog, NALCN channel complex subunit (gene UNC79). The record is from RefSeq and is a predicted model, not a curated record. Gene Ontology annotation, molecular function: protein binding. Lineage: Eukaryota; Metazoa; Chordata; Aves; Anseriformes; Anatidae. Bases 1219 to 9231 code for a protein of 2670 amino acids. The transcript is spliced from 52 exons.